ACGGGUACAUAAAGGAGCCUCUUUUAGAGCACAGUGGAUUACUCUCAGUGCAUUAUCUCCUGUGCAAGUUUUUGUGCGAGAGUUGCUAUUUUUUCUAACAAAUACAUUUAAAAAUUUUCAGCUUUCUCUCUCCAAACAGCUCAACGAAGCAGCAAAAAUGAGCUCUUGUUCUGGACCAGAAGAUGCUAAAGUUGUAAUUGUAGGUUCAGGUUUUGCAGGGUUGGCUGCUGCAGCCACAUUGGUGAAGGGAGGAUUUGAAAAUGUCCUGGUUCUUGAGGCGAAGGAAAGAAUUGGAGGUCGAGUGCACACCAUUAAACCCUUCACCGAGAACAUCAUUGAAGUUGGAGCGAACUGGAUCCAUGGACAGAAAGGAAACCCCCUGUACAAGAUUGCAAAAGAGGAGAAUCUACUAUCCGAAGGAACUUCAUCCAAAAAGUCCCGUUCUGUAACCUCUGAAGAUUACUUUUUCAAAGAAGAUGGGAAGCAGGUCUCCACAAAGCUUGUAGAUCAGGUGUGUUCGUAUUUCAGCAAGCUCACCGACAAAGCUUCUGAUGACGAACUUGAGCCCAGGCACAGGGAACUAAGUCGGGGUGCUUAUCUGGAUGAUGCCUUUGGUGAAUCUCCUUUAGCAGAGAAAGAAGAUGCCCACCAAGUUUUUGAAUGGUGCAAGAGGAAUGAAUGCACAGACGAGGCUUGCUCUAGCCUCUAUGAGGUGUCUGCAUCUACGAUCAGCAAUUACACUGCUUUAAAGGGAGAAUUUUUUAACACUUUGGGACCUGGUGGCUAUCGAGCAAUCUUAGAUGUUCUCCUGAAAGAUCUACCUUCAGGAACCAUCCAGUGUAGUGCACCUGUCAAGAGCAUCCAAUGGGAUCUGGUCAAAAAGGGCCACUGUGAAGACCAACGGUAUCCUGUUCAGCUCGUUUGUGAAAAUGGACAGAGCUUUGAGGCAGACCAUGUGAUCGUCACCGUUUCUCUGGGGGUUCUCAAAGAUAAAGCUUCAACCAUGUUUGAACCGCCCUUACCGCCAACAAAACUGGCUGCGAUUGAGAAUCUCGGAUUUGGCAUAGUAGACAAAAUAUUCUUGUUUUUUGAGAAGAGAUUCUGGCCAGAUGACUGUGCCGGAGUGCAGUUGUUGUGGAAAGAGGGGCCUGAAGAUAAAGAUGUUUAUGAGUCUCUGUCUGAAGGGGAAGCCUGGAAGAAGACGUGGUUCAAGAAGAUCACUGGUUUUGAUACAGUGGCCCGUCAUCCCACGGCUCUGUGUGGCUGGAUCACAGGUAGAGAAGCACUGUAUAUGGAGAAGCUUCCGGACAGUGAAAUACGAGAUAACUGUGUAAGGUUGCUCAGGUCUUUCACAGGCUGGUCAGUGCCAGAGGUCUCAAAGAUGCUGAUCUCCAGAUGGGGCUCUGAUUCUCACGUCCGUGGCUCCUACACAUUUAUUCCUGAUGGUGUUGAUGGAGUGAAAGCACAAAAGGCAUUAGCAUCACCUCUUCCUCCUAAAGAUGAAUCCAAAGGGAGGAAGCACCUGCAGGUAUUGUUUGCUGGUGAAGCUACAAAUGAGAACUUCUACACCACGACCCAUGGAGCAUAUCUCACAGGGGUCAGAGAAGCAGAGCGACUCAUAAACUAUUACGCUGAUUGAGCAUACAGUCCCAAAGAGAGGACAACAUAUACUUUGGUUUCAUAAAGAUAACAUUCUCAUUUGCCUUGAUUUAAAGGGGUCAUAUGACGUUUCUAAAAAUAACAUUAUGUUGUGUAUUUGGUAUAAUGCAAUGUUUUUAUGUGGUUUAAGGUUUAAGGUUUAAAAAACAUUAUUUCCCAUAUAAUGUACAUUUUUGUUGCUCCUAUAUGCCAUGCACUUCUGAAACUUGUCAAUUUUUACAAAGCUCAUCAUUCUAAAAAUGCGAGGUGUGCUCUGAUUGGCCAACUAUCCAGUGAAUUGUGAUUGGCUGAAUACUUCAAGCUUGUGAUGGAAAGGUUACACUCCUUAAAAUACUGUGCAUAUGACCAGGCAAAACCAAUAAAACCCAUGACAAACGAGGCACUUGUUGCAUCCAGUGGGGACAAAAUUGCUGAUUAUAAUGACUUAUACUGUGUUUUAACUCGUUGUGUUGCAUAUCGCGCUGUGUAAACAUAAAACCAUGUCUGCAUUUGUUAUUGUAGAAAUGAAAAAAAAAACAACAAGCGCUACUCUACAUUGCUCAGAACUCGCGCAUGAAUCAUCAGUGACAAAUUUAAAUAUAAAUAUGUACUUACAGGCUGUGAGUCAGAAGCGCCAGACUGUCCUUGCAAAUUUGGAACUGCCCAACUUUAUAGAACAGCCUUUGAACACAGACCCAUUGUAGGCUACUCUGUUGGCGUCAGGAAAUAGCCCUCCAUAAAAUGCAUCACACACUGCGUUCUUAAGUGAGGAACAGCCGGAGGACUUGAGAAAGGCGUGGCCAGCAGAUUUGACGAAGGAGUGUCCAUUGGGUUGCGGCAACUACAUGACCUCGCUUCGUUCACAGUGAAAGCAGAUCUGGCGAUCCACAGCGAGAAAUUGAUGUAUUUCCUCAGCGACCAACACGAUUCAGCUCUAGACAUGACGAAGCGAAUAUCAUCCUCUUUUGAAAGGCCAAACAAAAUGGUUUCACUUUCACAAUGAAACACACAGCAUCUCCACAACAUGGCAGCAACAACAACACUACGAGAAUAAAAGUUAUGCCUUCUUUCUUUUGGGCGGCAUUAUGCAAAUCUUCCCACUCUGUGACGUAGAUGUUGGGGCUUAAAUGAGGCAUUUUAGUUAGGCAUGGACAAGCCUUAACUUUUAUAAAGAAUUUCUCAUUGGAUUUGAGACGUUAAUCUUUGCAACUUUACAGAUCUUCUUCAUGCACCAAGAGCUUGUUACACUCCAAAGAGAAAGGACAAAUUUAAAUCGAAUCAUAUGACCCCUUUAAAUUAAUUUUUUAGCUGGAAAUAUCUAUAAUUGUUCAUUCAAAUGAAUAAACUACUGCCAAUUAAACGUU
Molecule: messenger RNA, 3002 nt
Organism: Carassius gibelio (silver crucian carp)
Lineage: Eukaryota; Metazoa; Chordata; Actinopteri; Cypriniformes; Cyprinidae
Product: spermine oxidase-like
Exons: 3
Coding region: 158-1639 (493 amino acids)
Molecular function (GO): polyamine oxidase activity
Source: RefSeq, a predicted model, not a curated record